This is a messenger RNA of Leptidea sinapis, 2984 nucleotides long. RefSeq names its product probable beta-hexosaminidase fdl. The coding region runs from base 48 to 2984 and encodes 978 amino acids. Gene Ontology annotation, molecular function: beta-N-acetylhexosaminidase activity. The transcript has 10 exons. Gene Ontology annotation, biological process: ganglioside catabolic process; carbohydrate metabolic process; glycosaminoglycan metabolic process. Gene Ontology annotation, cellular component: membrane. NCBI's taxonomy places the organism in Eukaryota, Metazoa, Arthropoda, Insecta, Lepidoptera, Pieridae. The record is from RefSeq and is a predicted model, not a curated record.
UCGUGGAAAUAUUUAGGAAAUACGGCGAAGAAAUUUGUUUAAAUAAGAUGAAACGUCUUUGUUUCUCUGUCGAUGACUUGGAGCCUUACCUGAAAUCGAAAUAUCCAUUAUUGAAAUUAAGAGAUAAUGACCACCAACAUUCCUGGCAUGUUGCACCAAACAUAUUCGAAUCGGAAGAGCUGUCAAAGAAGGUCUACAUUAUGGCUUCAGUUAUGUUAUUUCACUGCUGCGUCAAUUCACGUGGUCAAGUAGAGAAUGAUAUUUGUAUGUAUAUGAAGAAAAGUGACAGAAUAAUGAUUCUUAAUUUCUGUGAAGUGCUUAGUCAGGAUGAAGUUACUUUCAGUAGCGUUAAACAGGCAAUCGAAGGUGCAACUCGAACAGAAAAAGAUCAGAUUAAACCGCAAGAAAUAUUGUCAUCAAAGGAUCAUGCACUGAAGUCGCCCAUGUCGUUGAAAUCCUCAGUAAAUGUACUGCCGAUGUUUGUUACUGAAAAUCACGUGAAUCGUUGUUGUACAUGCUCUAAAAGCCCAGCUUUACAGAUCGAUUCAGCCGAUGCAUCUGUAUCACAAUUUACUCAUACUAAAUCCCCUGAUGCUAUUGAUCCUUCGAAAGAUGCUGUUUAUGAGAGUGCAAGUCGCUGUCGGAUAUGUUUGGAUGAUUCGAAGAUUGAUUCAGGAGCUGACGCAUCAUCAAUCGAUUCUCAGGAGUCGUUAGGGUUACAUGAAGAAGCCUGUAAAAAGUUUUCUGAAGACACAUGUGAAAAGCCUAUCAAUAAAUCAAGCUGUGAAGACCCUUGUUCAUCUAAUGUUCCAAAACAGAAAGAAGAGUAUUGUGAAAAGGCUUUUGAAGAGAUCUGUCAAAAGCCUAGUGAAGAAUUUUGUUGUGACUCCCCUUGUGCAGCUCCUGUUCCACCAGGUGUACCCGAAAAAUACUGCAGCAAAGAUGGAGGAAUAUCACAGACACAGUCUCCGUCUGAAACCAAGUCUACCGAUGAUACCGCGAAACAAUCGGAUCGCGAUAAAGAGAAAAGGGAUACAACUACAAGAAUGACAUUAAAACAAAAGAAGGUAUAUUUCCUCAUAGCCACCAUAGUCUGUCUUUUAGUUCUACUGACAAUUCUAAGCAGCGUGUUUAGAGUUUGGAGUGAAAAGACACCUACAGGAUUAGGUGCUAGAAAAAGCCUAACCAAUGUAAGGCGAAGUGGAGUGGUAUCACCAGUGCGGCCAAUAUUAGCGCCAACAGCACUGCAGGACAUGAAAUCGAUGUCACAACCGAGGGAUACGAGUAUUGUAGCAGAAUGGCAAUUGUGGGAAUGUAAAGAAAAGCUAUGCCAAAAAGUAAUUCGCUUCACCACCACCACCGAAAAUGUCUUCUCUUCCAUGAGCCGUUGCAUUCUUCUAUGCAGUGGACCUCAACUAUGGCCCAUCCCAAUUGGCUUUACCUACUUCAGUGACUCUAUCGUAACCGUGUCAACUAGAAAGCUGGAAUACAAAUUCCAAGCAGUUCCAUCAGAUUCUGUCCAACAAUAUUUGAGUGAGGCAUUCAAAUUAUUUCUUCAGGAGCUUACAAACUUAGAAAACAUAGAUAAAAUGUCAUGGAAUAAAACUAAAGAUGACUCGGUUAAAAAGAUGAUUAUUCAGAUCGAAGUGGAAAGCGAUUCAGAUCCAAGACUUAGACUAGACACGGAAGAGGCAUAUAUGAUUAAAAUUGAUACUAUUGGAAGUCAUGUUUGGGUAAGAAUCAAUGGUGUAUCGUUUUGCGGAGUCAGACACGGACUUGAAACACUUGGCCAAUUGAUACUGCUAGACCAGGAUACUGGUAGACUUAUCACAUUCUCAAAAGCGAUAGUAAAAGAUGCACCCGCGUAUAAAUACAGAGGUCUCAUGAUUGAUACAGGAAGCAAUUUUAUACCGCUGCAAGAUUUAAUGCGAACCGUGGACGCAAUGGCUUCUUGCAAACUUAACACGCUUCACUGGAGGAUAUCUUCAGUUACAAGUUUCCCGUUACAACUUUCAAAUGUUCCAAUUAUCAACGAAUAUGGUCCCUACGAUAGAAGCAUGGUGUAUACUAAAAGCGAUGUGAAAUCAUUGGUUCAACAUGCCGAACUCCAGGGGGUAAGAGUUGUCAUUGAAGUGACAUUGCCUGGUCCUGUUGGUAGACCUUGGUCAUGGUUGGCAGAAGCCAGUUGCCCAAGGAAAGACUAUAAUCAUACUUGCAAUACCCUUUGCUUACGUCUGCCAAUGCUUCCCGGGGUGUUUGAUAUAAUUCAGGAAAUUUACACUGAAAUACUUCAGUUGACGAAUGUCAAAGACGUUUUCCAUUUGAGCAAUGGUAUCUUCACAAUGGUGAAUUGUUUUGGCUUGAUGGAGGAUCGGGAGGGAUUUUUUGAAAAGGCUCUUUAUAGGCUUAGGGUGGCUAAUGGGGGGAUUUUACCGAAAUUACCAAUUAUAUGGUACACGCCGUUUAUGACGAAUGCUUACGAUAUGAAAACUUGGGAGCGACUAGGCGUUCAAGUUAUGGACUGGGAUCCAAACUCGUCUGAGCAUUCCUUGAGAAAUUUCAGAGUAAUACAUUCAUCAAAAUGGGAUUUAUCUUGUGAAAUGAAGAGGAAACGCUGCACGAAAUACAGAACGUGGCAAGAAAUGUACGGCUGGAAUUCUUGGAAGAAUGUUGAAGUGUUCACUAUUGAAGGCGGAGAAGCACUCUUGUGGACUGACCUCGUUGAUUCUGGCAACCUCGAUGAGCAUCUUUGGCCACGAGCGGCGGCCGUUGCUGAACGUCUGUGGUCUGACGUAGCUGUCAACUCCUUCGCAAAUCACUCUGUCUACGCUAGACUAGAUAUGCAUCGAUGGCGGAUGUUGUUGCGUGGAAUAAGUGUCCAACCGAUUUGGCCGGCGUGGUGCAGCUUCAAUCCUGGUGUAUGUCUUGAGAAGUUACAUCAAUCAAUACACACAGCUGAUUAUAAGAUUAGGUUUAUAUUUUAG